AUGGCGCACACAAACACAGAAAAGAUGACCAAGAAGCUGCUGUCAUUUUCGUCUACCUAUUUUCCCGUUUCUGUAUCGCCUGUGAAGCUGUCUGCUGUGGAAGAAAGGGCGGAGAAAAUCUACAAAGAAAGGACAAGAAAAAUCAGCGAAGAUCGUCCACAACAAGGGCCGAUCGCUCAUCUCUGCCAAACAGUCUCACUGGAUUGGGACACUCCAACAAGCUGUCCACUUCGCUGGAAAUUGAUCCUUAACAGCGUGAGAAAGAGUAAAAGCGAUGGUAAAUUUGCAAGGCUAAUCAUUGGAGGAGAGGGCGGGGAAGGCCACUUCUUCUCACUCUUCGGUUCCAUCUCUCUGCCACAGGCUCCAAAAUCCUGCCUUUUUCGUCUUCCUCUAUCUCUGUCGGCAUCUCGCACUUUGAUGGAUUCCAAGGUGCCGCAGGAGGUCCCCAAGUUUCAGCAGAAGAAGGGGGAUUCCGCCACGGCCUCGUCGGGAUCGCAAAGCAGCGACCUUUUGCCUUCUACGGGAUCGGGGGCGUCGGCGGAGGCGGCGGCGGUGGAGCAAAGGAGGCAGCUUGCGCCAAAGAGGAGCUCCAACAAGGAUCGGCACACCAAAGUUGACGGCCGGGGGAGGAGGAUCAGGAUGCCCGCCCUGUGCGCCGCCAGGGUGUUCCAGCUUACGCGGGAAUUGGGGCACAAGUCCGACGGGGAGACCGUCCAGUGGCUCCUGCAGCAAGCAGAGCCCUCCAUCAUCGCCGCCACCGGCUCCGGAACAAUCCCGGCGUCGGCUCUCGCCACGGUCGCCGCCGUCGGUUCUGUGUCCCGUUAUGGCUCCACUGGCCUUGCCGGGCUCCAACCAAAGCUGGACGAGGUAGGUCACGGAAGCGCCUCCGCGGCGCGGGCUAACUGGGCCUUGGUUGGGCCUGCAGGCCUCUCUAGGUCUUACCCUGGCUUGUGGCCGCCGCCAGGGCUAGGAGGCGGAUUCAAUUACGGAUUCUUGCAUUCGAUGGCGGCCGCCUCCCCAUCAAGCUCGAACCUUACAACCGGGGGCGGUGGAGAUGGCUCCGUCGGCAACUUUGUGCAAAGGAUGGGGCCGCACGGACUCGACUUGCCCAACCCCAAUUUGGGAGCAAUGAGUUUCGCAUCGAUGCUCGGAGGCCAUGGACACCAGUUACCCGGUCUGGAGCUUGGCCUCUCGCAAGAUGCCCAAAUUGGGGUUUUGAAUCCACAUGCCGUGAACCAGUUCUAUCAGCAGAUGGUACCCGGGAGGUUGGCUGCUGGCGCCGACGGCGGCCGGCAGUUGCAACAACAUCUGCGACUGCCGCCGUCGCAGCAGACUCAUCAGAAGGAUGAGGAGGAGGAGGACGAUUCACGGGAGGGUUCAGAACAUUAAGGAGGAGAGCACUCAAUCUGAGUUAAAGCUGCUGCAAAAUUUGAGCUUUCGUUUUGUUUGAUUGUUUUUCAACUUUGUUUCAAUUCAACUAGAAAGCAAGAAAGAUGGACAAUGGAACUUCAUCUUUCUUCCCGUACUUUCUCUGCAAACUACACUUUGGUUUUCAAGCUCAGGUGUGCAAUAACAGAGCUGGAUAUGUCGACCGGAAGCUGAGUGUCCUUUGAUCGAGAUCAACUUGAGGAGAACGGUUCAAAAGUGAACUCGUGAGCAUCUUUGGCGGGCGAGUUGCGGUGUGAUUAUUUUAUGAAAAAAUAGCUCUUUCUAUAGCGAGUUUGGCUGAUAAUUUUGUGCAAGUAUUACGUGAUGUUUAUAUGCUUUAGUACUAAUAUGCCGAUAUGAAUUGGUGUAUCAAUUUGGGAAUUUAAUGUUGCCAUUAUGUGUCGAUGCA
Molecule: messenger RNA, 1837 nt
Organism: Zingiber officinale
Lineage: Eukaryota; Viridiplantae; Streptophyta; Magnoliopsida; Zingiberales; Zingiberaceae
Product: transcription factor TCP20-like
Exons: 4
Coding region: 1-1389 (462 amino acids)
Cellular component (GO): nucleus
Molecular function (GO): DNA-binding transcription factor activity; sequence-specific DNA binding
Source: RefSeq, a predicted model, not a curated record